AUGCCGCGGGUAGCGCAGCUGGCGCAGUUGGGGGCCUUCGGGCCACCCAAGGAAGGCUACAAGGUGCCAGGCAGUGCUGCCACCUGCGCCCUGGAUGAUGGCGCCUUGGUGACUCCGACCUCGCCCAGUGAGAAGUGCGAGCUGAAGGACCUGGAUCCGGAGGAUCGUUGCGAGGCAGGCUCGAGCUUCGAGGGCAAGCGCUGGUUGGAGCCGCAGCUGGCGCUGGAAGCGGUACAACGCUUGAGCUCUGGGAGUUUUUCCCUGGCGCCCGCGCGCAAAGCUCCGCCCUUCGGGCAGCGGCGCUGCCGUUUACUGGGCUUUUGGGGCACGUCCGGCGAAGAAAUCAAUGAAGAGAUGCGCUGGGAUGGGACAACUUAUUCCUGCCACUUAGAGAUCCCCGCGCGCGAAGACGCAAUGUUCCAAGUGCUGGUGGAAGGUUUGGGGCGGAUGUAUCCCAGCAUCGAGGGGGCCAACCUCAGCAUCCGACAUGAGCUGCUGGGGCCGGAGGAAGCUCAUCAUGAUGCAGCCUGGUUUCUGGAUUCGGCUCGUUCCAAGCGUCGCGCCUGGAUUUUUGUUGCGUGUCCACAGAGCUGUGCGGUCUGCUUGGGCUGGAAGUUUCAGGGAGAAGAAAUCCCAAAGGAAACCGAAGACUGGCGUGAAAUGGGCCCCUGGUUGAUCUCCAGUCACAUCGGUCAAGGGAAACAAGGUGCCGUGGUUUGCACUGGCCGUUGGCCUUCAGCUGGCAAGGGUGGGGUGGCAGCUGUGAAGUACCCCGUGGAAGCCGAAGAAUUGGAGCUCUACGCUCGGGUGCACGACAUCCCUGGGCUUCCUGAUCUGCUGGAUUUCGGGCGGCUUCCAGGGCCACGAACUGAGAAGGGUGAGUUCUACAUGGCCAUGUCUAAAAUCGAGCCCUGUCUGGACAUCUUGCUCCGCGGUCAGCUUCACAUCCACGACACCUCCCCCCAGACCUUGGGUCGGAUCUCCUGGCCCGUCGUGGCUGGGAUGGGGCUGCGACUGCUGCGCACCUUGCAAGCCAUCCACAAGCGAGGCAUCCUGCACUGUGACCUGAAACCUGGGAACAUCCUGUUGCACCGGCGCGCGCCGCACGUGCAGCUCAUCGACCUGGGCCGCGCGGGAUAUCUGGGACGCACCGCAUUCAAAGCCGGGGAGGGGGGGAUGAGGGACUAUAUGUCCAUCAAGGCUGGCCUGGAGGGUGGUCAACGCACCAGCGCUGAUGACGUGGAGUCCCUGGGCUGGUUCUUGCUGCGGCUCCUGCUGGGGAGGUUCCCAUGGAGUGCCAAGGUGAAGCCACAUCCGGGUGAAACGUGGCUGGAAGGAGGGGUGCGGGUGGCUCGGGACAAGCUGCGCUUCCUUGAAGAGGGUGGCGUGAAACGCUUCGCUCAGGAUGAGGAUGAAGCUUACUCGUAG
Messenger RNA from Cladocopium goreaui, 1428 nucleotides. The record is from the annotation of a GenBank genome assembly. NCBI's taxonomy places the organism in Eukaryota, Dinophyceae, Suessiales, Symbiodiniaceae.